Molecule: messenger RNA, 5757 nt
Organism: Diachasmimorpha longicaudata
Lineage: Eukaryota; Metazoa; Arthropoda; Insecta; Hymenoptera; Braconidae
Gene: Task6
Product: two pore potassium channel protein sup-9
Exons: 8
Coding region: 824-1927 (367 amino acids)
Biological process (GO): potassium ion transmembrane transport; stabilization of membrane potential
Cellular component (GO): plasma membrane
Molecular function (GO): potassium ion leak channel activity; outward rectifier potassium channel activity
Source: RefSeq, a predicted model, not a curated record
UUUAGGUACGGCAAGGGAGGGUGGCAACUGAAUGCAGUUUGAAUUGUAUUUUUUUAUUUUUUGCCGACCGAUCUCAGGGGGAUGAGGGGGAUAAAUUAAACGAGUUGUUACAGACACGACUGAGUGCCGGGCGGUGAGGAGAGCCGACGUUGCCGCUUAGUCGCCUACCCGACGUUAAACUCAUCCCCCCACGCUAUGACAUCCCCUUCGGAGGGAUUUUAGGGUUUGUGAAUUUUUUCGUUUUUUUUUUUGGAGAGAAUUUCGAUAUUGAAGCUGAUUUUGAGUUUGUGGUUGACGUGAAUGAGCGUGAUGGUGAGUGAUUCGUGAUUGUGUACUGUGGGAUUUUGACUACGAGGGAGACAGGAUGAUACUGCCAACGUGUACCGGUGGAUGCUGCCGAUCAUGUCCUAGUUUUUGGUGGAUACCAAAAGCGCGCUAGGCCGAGUAAUGGCGUCGACGUGGCGGUGGGAGCAGCGAAAGCACUGCCAUAUCAUUCAACUGGAGCCUUUGUCACUCACAAAGGAAAAUAAAAGAAAGACUGUCGAAAAACGAAAACGACUGGGAAAUAUGCGAAAGCACGUGCUAAGUCUGAGGGACAGGAGUCGUGCACAACUGUAGCGACGGCCGUGUAAAUCGAGUGAACGUACCAGAAUUGCUGAGGCCAGAGGACAGAAGACAGAAAAAAAUUGUAGAUUUGGUGAAUUGACAAGUGGAAACGCUAAAUGGGGGGCACAAUGGGCCCAGAAUCAUCCACGGUAUACCCCUGAGCGAUGCAAGUAGUUGGGGCUGUGGCCCUGCUAGUGAGCAUGUGGCUCACUAGAGAAUGAAGAAGCAAAACGUCCGGACCCUAUCGUUGAUCGUCUGCACGUUCACCUACCUCCUCGUUGGCGCUGCAAUAUUUGACGUCCUCGAGUCCGAGACGGAGAAACGGCGCAAGGAAGCGUUGGAUGCCAUUGAACGUAUGGUUAUACGCAAAUACAACAUAAGCGAGGACGACUUCAAGAUCAUGGAAACUGUCGUGCUGAAGACGGAGCCCCACAAGGCUGGCCAACAGUGGAAAUUUGCCGGUGCUUUCUACUACGCAACUACGGUCCUCACAACAAUUGGUUACGGGCACUCGACGCCGAACACGAUAACCGGCAAGCUGUUCACGAUGUUCUACGCGAUAGUCGGUAUACCCCUGGGUCUCGUCAUGUUCCAAAGUAUAGGAGAACGAUUAAAUAAAUUCUCAUCCGUCGUUAUAAGAAAAGUCAAGCAACUGUUAAAUUGCAAAGACGUACAGGCCUCGGAGAUAAAUUUAAUAUUCGUCGUGACAUUUUUAUCGAGUCUGACGAUAACAGGCGGUGCAGCAGCAUUUUCACGCUACGAGGGCUGGUCAUACUUUGACUCAGUCUACUACUGCUUUAUAACACUAACGACCAUUGGUUUUGGUGACAUGGUGGCACUCCAGAAGGACAAUGCACUCGAGAACAAACCCGAGUACGUUGUCUUUGCACUGAUAUUCAUUCUUUUUGGUUUGGCCAUUGUUGCCGCAUCGUUGAAUCUACUGGUACUUAGAUUCGUCACGAUGAAUACGGAGGAUGAGAGGAGAGACGAGGCGGAGGCACUUCAGGCGGCUCAGGGAGCAGUGAGACUCGAGGGUGAUGUGAUAACUGCAAAUGGCUCGAUAUUAUCUGGCCAGAUGGGCAAUCAGGGUGAUACGAUAUCACUGUAUGACGAUGCAUCAGUAUGUAGUUGCAGGUGCAGUGGUUUUUACAGAAAAAGAAGGAGACCACGUUUUACAGUACGUCGUUCACCCGGUAAAAUAUCACAUCUGCUGCCGAUGCAGCAGUUUCCGGCCUCUAGUUACAGGGAGGAUAUACGUCCACCACCCCUCACACCACUUCUACAACUGCCGACUAUAUAUCAACACAGAGCCAGCAUCUGACGUCCACCAUCGGUCAAAACUCUUCCCAUACAUGCUCAUGAGUUUAUUCAGUACCAGGCGCGACGUGCCUCCGUGUAAAAUUCGUAGUAACACUUUUACUUUUGUUCAUUCGAGUCAACAGUUUAACAAUAAAAAUCCCAGGGGGAAAAAUCCUCUCAAGACCGAGUUUUUUCUGAAGAGUUUGAUUUUUCAAAUUAGUAUGGGAUUUUUUUUUAGCGACAUUUUUUUUUUUCAUCCACAAGAAAUGUUAUUAUGAAAAUUUUAUUUCGAAAAUUCAGCUACAAUAAAAGAAAAAAAAAAUUUUUCAAUCAUUCUGCAGAAUGAAAUAUUGAUGAUAACAUUCUACGUCUAAAAAAAUCGUACUUCUGAGAAAAAAUAGUAUUUAAACAAUUGUCCUAGUAUUAAAAAAAAAUAAUCUUGACGUGUGAUUUUUCUCCCCUGUCCGAACAAUCGUAAUCUUUAAUUUUCCGAAAGCCAAACAAAUUGUAAUUAAUCACGUGAAUUAAGGGUACGGUAAUGAACAAAUGAAACAAGUAUAGAUAAAUCAAUUGUGAUACGAAAAAAAAAAAUAAUAAUUCUAUAAAUAAUAUAAAAUGGAGCAAAUGCUUUUUGGGGGUUAGAAGAAGGGAAGUAGAAACGGAUCUGCUCUAAUCAGACAUACAUUCCGUUCUCACGAUUGAUAUUUAUUUUCGGAAUAAUGUGACUCAUUUCCGAGUUUUCACGUCAUUUUCCCCAGUUAAUAUUCAAUUUUCCCGAUAAUUAUAAUAAUUUCAUCAUUCCAGAGCUCAAACAUUAAACAAAAUCCGAUCCACAUAUUUUCGAAAAAAAAAAUAUAUAAAUCCCCCCCACCACAUCACCAUCACUGCGAGACUCAAUGAACCGAUAGAUUGGAAAUGAUAAUUCCUUGUACAAAACCGAUAAAAAGUAAUCGAAUGAGAUUUGAUGAUUUGGGGAGAAAGAUUAUAAAUAUGAUGGCGUGCAAGUGACCAUGUGUUCCAUAGCGCAAGAUUAUAUUUAAAGAGGCACACAGAUUAUAUAUAUAUAUACAUAUAUAUAUACAAGAAUAUAAAUAUUAUAAAUAAAAUGAAUAAACUAAUGAUAAAUUACGUUCAAACUUCAGAUAGUGGUGAAGAGAGGAGAGAAAAAAAAAAUGAUGACAAUUUUUUCAUUGAACAAAUUUUGCAAUUUGUAUAUAUAAAUUAAAUAUGAAUAUAUAAAUACAGGAUAGUUAUUAGGUGCUACGAAAACGAGUUGAGGCGAACCUCGUGCCUCCAUGUAAAUAUUAAAAAUAAAAUCAUUAAAAAAAAAACUAAUAAAUUGACGAGUAAAUUGAGUAAUUUAUAAUUACUGGGAACUAAUGAAGGCGACGAAUGAAUCUCAAAUUUUACACUCUCCCUAAUUUUAAGGUGAUUAUUAAAAUACAAUGAAGAAAUCACACGAGAGCAUGAGCGCAAUGAAAUGCGAAUAAUAAUGAAUUUAAAACAUUUGCUUCAGUGACAGUUUAAAAUCAUCUAUUGACGAACCAAUAACUAGAUCAUUGUAAUUGAAGGGGAAAAAAAUGGAGGUUUAGUAGAAAUGUUACAAUUAAUCUAUAAUCUUCCACUAUUUCUAAUCUCCGUCGACGAAGAAGAAAAAAAAAUCACUUAUUUAUCGAAUCUUUAUCUAUUGAUCAGACAAGUUGGAUUUUGGAAUUUUGGUAGUUGUGGGGUAGGUUCAGAGGGAUUGGCUGUAACGAUUAGUGCAUCUGAACGUGCUUUUGAAGAAGUUAAAACGGGUUGUAGAUUUAAUCGCUGGUGAAAUUUGAUUUUUUGGGGAAUAGGUACGCGUGAAUAACUAUUUAAUAUAAAGCUAGAAGUUCUCGACUUUAAAAAAAAGUUAAAUCGUUAUUUAUAAUGGAGAUGAAUUUUAUUUCGAUUGGAAAUUAUUUUUGAAGAAAAUUGUUGUUAUAGAAAAUUUAAUUUUCUAAAAAAAAAUAUUAUUCUUGAUAUUUUAUUUUAAAAUGAUUCACCAUCGAGAUGUGAGUAAUUAAUUAAUUAUGUUACACUUCAGAACUUCAGAAUCGAUCUGUUAAUUAUUAUAGCAAGAUAUUGUUACGCAAAAUCUAAUUUUUUACAUGAAAACAAAUUUAACGUUCCACCAGAGGUGUGAAUUUAUAUUUAAAAAAUUAUUAUUAACGGGAACCGCGUUGACGCUACGUUCUACAUCUUCAGAAUGUAAUAAUUUCAAUUUUCAAAGGAUUCACUCUAUUUUUAUUUAUCAAUUAUUAGGUAACAAUACGUAACAAUAAAUUGAAAGAAAUCACGGAAUUAUUUUCCAAUUCCCCUGUUCCCCAGAAAGGCAAUUUCCGCGAUGAUGAAUUCAGAUGAAAAAAAAAACCAUAGCUUAUUAAUUAAUCCACCGUCGGAUAAAAUACACAGGGGUAUACGACGGAGCUUUAGUUAGAAAUGGGACGCAAUUAGUGAUAUGGGGGGGAAGGGUGAUGUGCUUUUGCUGGUUUUAAACGAGUACAAAUGGCCAUAAGUAAUGAGACACGAGGUGUUUUGAAGAGGAAUAUACUGUACAACACUGGAAGUGGGAUUAAUUGAAAUUUUGAUUGUAAAUUGAAAAUCGUAAUGUACAUAUUUAUAAUGAAUGAGAUGAUAAAUGAAUGAGCGUGAGAGAGAUACUUAAUGAGAUGGUUGAGGGAAAUAAGGAGAUGAAUAUUUCGUCAUCAUUUGUUGUUACUUUCGUUGUAUUCAAUGGGUAAAAUAAUUCAGUCGCAUUAUCAUCGUCCUCGGCUUUAUAUCAUCUCCUCAUUGCGCUCAAUGAGUAAUAAUUAAUUUGGUGAUUUUACGAAUUAUGGAUAUGGCCUUCGUAAUGUCAUGUCGCUGACAAAACCAGCCAAACAUUAAUUAGAUAUCCUUGCACAGUAUAUGCACGCAUAUUUUUAUCUCUUAUUAAUUAUUCAUCUUCUUCUUCAAACUAUUAUAUCCACCAACUCUUGUUCUUCGAGACUCACAUGACGAGGGGUGAAAAUAAAAAUUUAUGAGAGAGACAAAGAGUUGGAUAAUUGUAAAAAGAUUUUUUUUUCUGUACGGGAGAAACAAAUCUUGGAAAUACAGCGGUUCAUUAAGGAUAUUCAGGCGUCUUUCAGUUGUAUAUAUAUUUUAUUUGUCAAUUAAAUUGAUAAAGAAAUAUUUGGAAUAAUCAGAAAUUUUGUGCAUCAUUCAAAGUGCAAUUUUCUCAAAAUUAGGAAAGUUCAGUUUAAGUAAAUUUAAUAGGAAUGAAUAAAUUUAUUGCAAUUGCAAAUUAUAUUAUGAUGAAAUGUUUGGAAAUUUAGGGUCAAAAGUGGCUGAAGCGGGAGAAAAGCAUUUCAGUGGAGGGGAAAAAAAAAAACUUGAAUAUCCUUAAUAUAUCGAUACGAAUUUUCAUUCCAUCGUCGAUUGAUGUUUUUUAUCAUUUUAGCUGGCUAAAACGUGACGUGGAAACUAAUAAUAUCGAUGAAAAUGAGAUAACCUGAUGAUUCAUUAAUAUUAAUUAAUAAUUGUACGAGUUGCCAACGAAUUUUAGACCAAAUAAAAAUCAUUGAAUUUUACGAAAGUGUUGAAACAUUCCAGUGUCGACGGCAAGUGAAAAGGAGCGGAAUAAAUGAUCGAACAAAGAAUAACUAAAAUCGAAGAAAUCAAUUUAAACAAAUUGUCUGAUUUAUUUCACUAUCACUGCAGACAGCCCCAGACUAAUUGAUUUUCCACAAAUUAGAACUCAUGAAAAAAGCUCCCACGUACUUCUGUAAAUUGAAUAUAUUUUUUUCCUCGAAAUUUAGAUAAAUAAAAAAAUUAAUAAAUCCUCAA